This is a messenger RNA of Anguilla anguilla (European eel), 4026 nucleotides long. RefSeq names its product zinc finger protein 618-like. NCBI's taxonomy places the organism in Eukaryota, Metazoa, Chordata, Actinopteri, Anguilliformes, Anguillidae. Gene Ontology annotation, molecular function: protein dimerization activity. The transcript is spliced from 13 exons. The record is from RefSeq and is a predicted model, not a curated record. Bases 577 to 3003 code for a protein of 808 amino acids.
AUGCUGCGCCCAGAAAGACCAUUUCCCACUUCCUCGUCAGUAAACUUACUGUAAACUAGCUACUUUCCCAAGUUCACUACUUCAAAUCUAGAAUUGAAAUUUCCUGCGAAACUUUACGGUCGUUCUGCCGCUGUGUCGGCUCCGCGCUCGCUGUAUUGCUGGGUCAGGCGAGCUCUGCAAGCUCGAUUCUACCCUUGUGUGAUGGCGGACUACUGAGCACCGAACGCGCCGCAGUUUACAGCUUGCCAGCGGCUUGAGUUGCGAGCCCGGAGAGCCUCAGAGGAUCGCUAUUGUAAAAGAUACGGACACCACCAUUUAGCGAAAUUCGCUGUUUGUCUCGGAAUAAGGAUUCCUUUUACUUUAUUUUUAAACGUGCGACCAGUACCAUCAGCCGAGAUUUCGGAGCUUCUGGAGAAAUACGAGAAACGUUUUCCGUAUGCGCCGCAUCAUUCUGGGAGGGGACUUUCUGGACUGCCGGUUCCAGGAAGAAGAAUCCGAGAGUGCCGAGCGAGGAGGGGAGUUGUCGCGUCGCCAGACGCCGAAAACCAGAUUAAAGAGGAGCGGCGUGAGAGAGGGAUGAGCGCGCAGGAGGUUCCCGCCACGGGGGCGGAGUCGGGGGACUCGACGAUGAAGAGGGAGCCGAGCUCCAGCAACGGGCCGGCCCCCGAGAGCAGCUCGCCGGCCGAGAUCUGCGUCAUCAUCGGCGAGUCGCACAACGCCCAGACGCCGGGGUCGUACGUGUGCGGGAUCUGCGGCAAAAAAUACAAGUACUACAACUGUUUCCAAACCCACGUCAGAGGACACAGAGAGUCUGAUGGCGGUUCAGGAGAGGGAGGGUCCCAGUCAACAAUCAAUAACUUCCGCUAUACCUGUGACAUCUGUGGGAAGAAGUACAAGUACUACAGCUGCUUCCAGGAGCAUCGCGAUCUUCACUCCGUCGACGACCCCUACGACCAGGUGGUCAUACCUGUGGACGACUCAAAAGAGGAGGAGCCUAUUGAGCCCUUCCUGAAAAUUGGACCAAAGACGGGUAUUUACGUCUGUGAGUUCUGCGGGAAGCAGUACAAGUACUUCAACCCCUACCAGGAACACGUGGCCCUGCACGCCCCCUUAAGUCACUCCUUUGAGAUGCAGUCCCCUCGAGCUCCGCAGCGUUUGAAGGACUCCAGGAAGCAUGGAAACAUGAAAUCUGACCAAAUAGAGAGCCCUUUCAGCCGCAAGAUGGAGAAGAAAUCGCAAAGCACCCUGGGAGAGACCAACAGCUCACAGAACUCCAGCGGUGCCAUGUGCCCCCUGGUGUCUAGCUCCUUCCCGCCUCCGCAGACGGACAGCGAAAACCACUCCCCGGCGGGGACCGCCAAAUCUCCCCCCGCCCCCGCCCCCGCGGCCCAGGAGCAGUCGUGGAAGUCUCCGCCCACCUCGCAGAGGAACAGCGCCUCUAACCUCAGCAGCGCCCUGCCGGAGAAGGAGCGGCAGCAGUUGGCGGAGCGGCUGCUGCGGGCGAUGUGCGCGGACCUGGGCGCUCUGAGCGUCCUGGGCGGGGAGGACUUCCUGCGGCUGGCGCAGACGCUGGUGGACACGGGGGCGCGGCACGGCGCCUACCCGCUGGGCGAGGCCCUCGGGGGCGGGGACGCCGGCUCGCUGGCACUGCGCCAGCUGCCCCGCUCCUACAACCAGGCCAAGGUGAAGGUGACCUGCGCCCUGGGGGGCGGCUCCGCCCCCGGCAUGGCGGUCAGCUGCCACGCCCACACGGGCGGCGCCCGGCCCUGCUACCUGCUCUGCGCCCACCAGGUGGAGGGGGCGCGGCUGCGCCGGUACGUGCUGGGGGCGCGGGAGCUGGACCCGGGGGAGGGGGAGGGGGAGGCGGACGCGGACGGGGACGAGCAGCUGCAGCAGUGGGCCCAGAACGUCCUGUCGGAGUUCGUGAUGCCGGAGGCGCGGGCCACGUACGUGACGGAGCCCCGGGGGGCGGGGCUGGGGGCGGGGCGGGUGGGGCUGGGGGCGGGGCCGAGCCUGUGCUGCGCCGGCUGCCAGCUGGGGGCCGCCGCCCGGGCCGCGCUGGCCAGGAAGAGCCUGCAGGCGCGGGGGCUGGGCGAGAUCGCCGACCUGCUGGACACCUGCCGCCACCUCGCCGCCGCCGCCGGGCUCCCCUGGGACGGGCCCGAGGACCAGGCCCCGCCCCCGCAGGCCCCGCCCCCGGCCCCGGUCCCGCCCUGCUGGGACCCCACCGCCGAGACGCUGCUGACGGUGCACGGGCACCUGGAGCGGAUCCGCCGGGCCCUGGGGAAGAGCCCCGCCGUGGCGCCCCUCCUGCAGGGCCUCAGCAAGCCUCUGCUGGGGGCGCUGGCCUCCCUGCUGGCCCCCCUCCGCCAGGCCGCCGCCGAGCUCAGCUCGGACCGCCGGCCCACGCUGCAGCUGGUGCUGCCCGCCUACCUGCGUCUGGAGAAGCACUACACCGCCAAGGCGGGCGAGGCGGGCGCCGCCGGGAAGCUCUGCCACGGCCUGCUGGAGGCGCUCAGGGAGAACUUCGCGGUGGAGCACACCCACCAGGUCGCCAUGGCGCUGGACCCGGGGCUCAAGCUCCGGCCCGCCCCCGCCCACCAGCACGACGACAUCGCCGCCCGGGUGGCCGAGGCGGCGGCCGAGAUGGGGGAGGGCGAGGACGAGCGGGCGGACGGGGAGGCGGAGCCCCCCCCGGGGAAGAGGGGCCGGCGGGAGGCGGGGCCGGGGGCGGGGCUCGGGGAGGCCAGGAAGGAGGUGUUCCGGUACCUGGCGGAGGCCGCGCCCCCGGCAGCGAGCAGCCCGCUGCAGUACUGGCGCGCGGCGGCGGAGCGCUACCCGCGGCUGGCGCGCCUGGCGCUCUGGCUGCUGGCCGUGCCCGCCGUGGCCGCCCGCCCCGAGCUGGCCGCCGCGUGCCGGCAGGCCGUGGCCAUGAGGGGGCAGCAGCGCCUCACCGCCGACCAGAUGAACAAGCUCAUCUUCCUCAAGUCCAACACGGCCUGAGGGCCCCCGCCUCACGCACCCGCCAAAACGCCCCCGGGGCCGGCCUCGUCCCGGGACCGCCUCGGCCCGGCUCCAAGGAGACGCCCCUGCGCCACGGCCGUUUCCUUCUGAGGAGCCGCCCGGUGUCGGACCCUGUCAUGUGUUUUUAUUAUUUUUGGGAGACUGUUCAAAGACGACUCUUGUCCGGUCUUUACGAUAACGGUAUUUUUUUGUAACCGUACUCCUGAUGCCUGUAGAGGUUGUUUUGUUUUUUGUUUGUAAACGAUUAAACUUUGAAAAUGGCAAAAGCAGUCGAACGCCAGGAGCGCCCACCUCUGGCCUCGACUGCUUCUCUUUAGUUUUAUUUUCUGCCGUUUGACUGUAAUAAUUUAUACACGCAAAAAUGACUUGAAGAUUGUAGAUGGCUCACGGAGUGACGCUGCGGUCGUGGGUGACGGUCAGGUUUUUGGAGGGGUUUGUGCGCUCGUGAGCUGAGCCCGGUUGCCUCCCGGGCUCAGCGAGUUUUCCCGCUCUUUCUGACGCCCAUUCUUGAGCGAACUUAUCCUAGACCUCCAAUGCUAGACUUCUAUCUUUAUCCUCAGAGUUAGUUUUAAUUUUUUAUUUUUUUAGUUUUCUUUACCUCACUUUCACGCGACUUCUUAGCAAUUUUUUCGAUUAGUCUUCCUCUCCGGUCACCGCAUCAAGUUCGACUUUAAACCUACGGCUAGGUGUGUAUUUAGAGCAACAUAACUUUUGAAAAUGUUUGUUUAGCGUGCUUAUACACAGUAGCAAAGUAUUCCAAAGAAACGUGCAGGUGUGUGGCUGGUCUCUCUCAGGCCAGGUGGUUAGACUCGCACUGGAUUCUGUCAGUAGCUGCCCUGUUUUUUUCCGUUGUGUUACUCGGUCUGCGUUCGACGGCCAAUCAGAGCCGUGGGUUUAUUUCCACGGGGAGUGGCGAUUCAGUCUAACCCCAACGCGCUUUGCCCUUGGUUUAUAGAGUGGGAGUGGCCGAUUCUGGGUCUGGAGGGGCCGGUGUGAAUCGCA